AUGAGAUUCAAUACCAAAGAUCUGGCAUUGCUGGCCAGGUGCCCAUCAGGUUGUUUCGGCAAAGAAGGAAAAAUGAAGAUUUGCAGAGUGGUCGGGGAUGAGAAAUUCGAACCAAGGAAGAGAUGGUGCUGACUGAAAGGAAAUCUGCUUUUUCUAAUGAAAAAUAAGAGUUCUGAUGCCUCUGAAGCGGUAAUCCUGGAGCACUGCUGGGUAGUGGAAUUCAGGAGUAAAGCAGAUGUUUCAAUAGGUCUCAAGUUUCGGAGUGGAGAGCCGGAUCUUUACCUUGCAGCCUCAUCGAAGCCAGACCGUGAACCUUGGGCCGUGGCACUGGGAGAGGCCAACUCGGAAGGUUUGCGGAAUAAAAUUCCGCAGCUCCGGAGGCUGAUGAUGGAAAUGAAAGAGGAGAGAUCAUCAGAUGAAGCACAGCAGUUUCUCCCUUCAUCCCAGCUAGACAGUCUAGGAGAGCCCCAGUUUACAAGUAUUCAGAGAAUUGAAAAUGAGCCGAAGCUGGAGUUCAGUCUUGCAUGCAAGGAUCUAGUGGCUGCUACCCGUGAUCGGAAGCUGAAUACAUUUAUCCAAGUCUCAGUGGUGCAUCCAGCAGAGCACAUUUUGACGCGGUACUCCAGCACUGAAAUCGUGGAGGGUACAAAAGAUCCACUGUUUUUGACUGGUGUGACCUUCCCACCGGAAUACCCCAUCUAUGAGGAAACUAAAAUAAAACUAACAGUCUAUGAUGUCAAAGACAAAUCCCAAGACACGGUCCGUACCAGUGUCCUACCCGAUCACAAGGAACCAAGAGCAGAUGUUGGGCGAAGCUUCCUGGGCUGUGCAACUUUUAGAGUAGGAGAUCUGGUAAAGUCAAAGGAGCAACAGCUGACCCUUACCCUCAGAACAUCUGAUGGUGGAAAGACAGUUGGUACCAUUGAAGUCAAUCUUGUGAAGAUGGGAGAGCUAGAGGAGGGGGAAACAGACCACAUCACAGCAGAUACCCAGGAUCAAAAGUGUGCAUUGGUUCGUGAGUGUACAGCCACUGAAGGCAUAAGUGGGAAAGACAACCUGCCCUCCUUAAACGCAGUUUUGAGAAACCCAGUCUGUAAGUUAUAUAGAUUCCCUACUUCUGACAACAAGUGGAUGCGGAUCCGAGAACAGAUGGCUGAGACUACCCUCUCUUUCCAUGUUCCUAAAGAGCUAAUAAACCUGCACAUAAAGGAGGAUAUGAGAAGGAAUCAGGAACUUAAAGACCUGGGAGAUCUUGCUCCUCACUGGGACAACAUGCGCAAAAGUGUAAUUGCUCACUGUGAUCAGAUGUUGAGCAUGUACCAGGACACUCUUGCAGAGCUUGGGAAGCAUACAGGUUCUUCCUUUAAGUCAAGCUGUAGCAAAGGAGAAAAAACACUAGAAUUCAUCCCAAUAAAUCUUCAUCUGCAAAGAAUGCAUGUGCAUAGUCCUCGAUUGAAAGAUGCUCUGUAUGAUGUUAUCACCGUGGGAGCCCCGGCAGCGCAUUUCCAAGGAUUUAAGAAUGGUGGUCUACGGAAACUGCUGAGUAAAUUUGAGGCAGAAAGACGAAAUACUGGAUACCAGUGUAUUUACUAUUCACCUGAAAACACAGCCAAGGCAAAAGAAGUUCUCAGCAACAUCAAUCAUCUGCAACCUCUCAUAUCAAGCCAUGCAGACCUGCUGCUUAGCUCUGCAAGCCAACGUUCUCCAGACAGCUUGAAGAAUUCUUUAAAGAUGCUUUCAGAAAAAACGGAGUUAUUUGUGCACGCAUUCAAGGACCAGCUGGUCAGAAGUGCCCUUUUAGCACUGUACACAGCCCGGCCUGGCUGUGUCCUCAAGAAACCAGCUGUGCCUAGAAACAGUGAGGAAGAAGGGGCUGAUGCACAGCACCAGGAGCAUCCUUCUCAGAUUAAGAGGCAGGACUCUAUACCUCAUCAUUCUGAGUAUGAUGAGGAAGAGUGGGACAGGGUGUGGGCCAAUGUGGCAAAGAGUUUGAACUGCCUUAUUGCCAUGGUGGACAGACUGCUUGAAAAAGAUAACAUCAGCAACAUUCAAGAGGGUGAAAAUGAGCCUUCAGCAGCAGAUUGCAAGGUGUUGCAUACAGGUGGUGACUGGUAUGAGCAGCUGUACCCACUGGUGAUUACACUGAAGGACUGCAUGGGAGAGGUGGUGACCAGGGCCAAGCAAUCCAUGGCGUUUGUCCUGCUCCAGGAACUUGCCUGUGGUUUACCCCAGUGUUUGAUGCUGACCCUAAGAAGAGACAUCGUCUUUAGCCAAGCACUCGCUGGAUUGGUCUGUGGAUUCGUAAUCAAAUUGCACACAGGUUUACAUGAUCAAGGAUUUUUACAACAGCUUCAUACUGUUGGAUUGCUUGUGCAAUAUGAAGGACUCCUUAGUACAUAUAGUGAAGAAGCAGGGAUGCUAGAAGACAUGGCUGUGGGCAUUUCAGAUUUGCAGAAAGUAAUGUUUAAAGUAAUUGAAGCCAAAUCAGAAGAUUUUUUGCCUAUUAUAACUGGAAGGCGUGAACAUUACAUUAUAGAGGUCCAGCUUCCAGCCAAGAUGUUUGAGCUGCUGCCACAAGAGAUUAAAGAAGGAAAGCUGCUUCGCAUGUAUCCAGUGCUCUUUAAUGUUGGAAUCAAUGAACAGCAAACACUGGCAGAGAGGUUUGGAGAUACCACUUUGCAGGAAAACAUUAACCAGGAAAACUUAGAACUUCUCAAAGAAUAUUACAAGUUAUUUACGGAAAAAAUGCCUCCUGAUUGUUUACCACAUUUUCAAGAACAAAAUGAUUUAAAGGGAUUGCUAGAAAGUCUUCAUCAAAAUAUCCAGGCCAAAAAGAGAAAAAAUGUAGAAAUCAUGUGGCUGGCUGCAACGAUCUGCCGGAAGCUGAACGGAGUGCGCUUCACCUGCUGCAAGAGUGCCAAAGACAGGACAUCCAUGUCGGUGACACUGGAGCAGUGCUCCAUCCUGAGGGACGAGCACCAGCUGCACAAAGACUUCUUCAUUCGGGCGCUGGAUUGCAUGAGGAGCAGACAAACCCAGGGAGCACUGAACGAAUCGGAUGAUCCUGAAACAGGCUGUCUAACUGAUAACAAGCCAACUUCUCGACACUUCUAUCCUGUCGCCUUGCUGCUUGUCAGCUCACACUUGCUGGUUGUGUGGCUUAUUUUAAGUCUUGCUUUGCUAUUAGCCAAAUAUCAAUAA
Molecule: messenger RNA, 3201 nt
Organism: Cinclus cinclus
Lineage: Eukaryota; Metazoa; Chordata; Aves; Passeriformes; Cinclidae
Gene: INPP4B
Product: inositol polyphosphate-4-phosphatase type II B
Exons: 26
Cellular component (GO): cytoplasm
Molecular function (GO): phosphatidylinositol-3,4-bisphosphate 4-phosphatase activity
Source: RefSeq, a predicted model, not a curated record